Chrysochloris asiatica (Cape golden mole) is the source of this 3882-nucleotide messenger RNA. RefSeq names its product wings apart-like homolog (Drosophila) (gene WAPAL). Gene Ontology annotation, biological process: regulation of chromosome condensation. NCBI's taxonomy places the organism in Eukaryota, Metazoa, Chordata, Mammalia, Afrosoricida, Chrysochloridae. Bases 31 to 3882 code for a protein of 1283 amino acids. The transcript has 21 exons. The record is from RefSeq and is a predicted model, not a curated record.
GUGGGGGCCGGGAGCGCAAAUGGCGUUGAGAUGGUUCAGGGCCCUGUUCAAACUCCAGCGCUGACCAUUCACCGGCGGAAGCGGCGACGGUCGCCGCCUCCACACCCACCGGUUUCCUAUUUACCUAAAUCGGAGUCCCGGGUUUCUCUCUUCGCGUACCGGCCGGCCCUGCUCUCCCGCGCGGGGCUCCCGCGCCCGCCCGUGGGCCGCUGGGAGCGGGAGAGGCGGAGGCGGCCCGAGGCCAAAGCACCCCGCCAGGCGCCGAGGGGAGAAUAUGAAACAGGUGUCAAAAUGACAUCCAGAUUUGGGAAAACAUAUAGUAGAAAGGGAGGAAAUGGCAGUUCAAAAUUUGAUGAAGUGUUUUCCAACAAGCGGACUACCCUUACCACAAAAUGGGGAGAGACCACAUUUAUGGCUAAAUUAGGGCAGAAGAGGCCCAAUUUCAAACCAGAUAUACAAGAAAUCCCGAAGAAACCUAAGGUGGAAGAAGAAAGUACUGGGGAUCCUUUUGGAUUUGAUAGUGAUGAUGAGUCUCUACCAGUAUCUUCAAAGAAUUUAGCCCAGGGUAAAGGUUCCUCUUAUUCAGAAUCUAGUGAAGCUGCUCAGCUGGAAGAUGUUACUUCUCUACUUGAAGCUAAUAGCAAACUUAGUCAUCCGGUGGGUGAAGACAGUGUUGUAGCUGAUAAAUGCUUACAUUUGGAGGAUACGCUGGUUGGAAAAGAAAAGAGCACAAACCGUAUCUUAGAAGGAGAUGCAAGCAAAAGUAGCUGUGCUAAAUUAAUAACUUCAGGUAAAGUGGAGAAUUGUAAUGAAGAACAUGAAAAGAAUAGUCACCAUAUUUAUGAAAAUGCUGAAGACAGUAAUAAGAAACCCAGUGCAGAAACUGUAGUGACUUCUGGAUAUAAAACUGAUGCAAUCAAGGAAACAAAUGAUACUUGGAACUCCCAAGUUGGGAAAAGGUCAGAGUCUCAACCAGAAAUAUCUCCAAUUAAGGGAUCUGUAAGAACUGGUUUGUUUGAAUGGGAUAAUGAUUUUGAAGAUAUCAGAUCAGAAGAUUGUGUAUUAAGUAUUGGUAAUGAUCCUCUUGUGGAGAUGAAGGAUGAGGAUUGUAAAACGCCAUUGGAAAAUCUAAAUGAAGCCAUUGAGGAAGACAUUGUGCAAAGUGUUCUUAGGCCAAGUAACUGUAGGACGUAUUGUAGGGCCAACAAAGCAAAAUCUUCGCAAGGAACAUCAAAUUUUGAUAAGCUGUUGGAUGGCACCAAUCAGGCCUUAGCCAAAACAAACAGUGAAUCAAGUAAAGAUGGCCUGAAUCAGGCAAAGAAAGGUGGGGUAAGUUGUGGGACCAGUUUGAGAGGGACAGUUGGACGGACUAGAGAUUACACUGUUCUGCAUCCAUCUUGCCUGUCAGUUUGUAACGUCACCAUACAGGAUACUAUGGAACGCAGCAUGGAUGAGUUCACUGCAUCAACUCCUGCAGACUUGGGAGAAGCUGGCCGCCUAAGAAAAAAGGCAGAUAUUGCAACUUCUAAGACCACUACUAGAUUUCGACCUAGUAAUACUAAGUCUAAAAAGGAUGUUAAACUUGAAUUUUUUGGUUUUGAAGAUCAUGAUGACACAGGAGGUGAUGAAGGAGGUUCUGGAAGUUCCAAUUACAAAAUUAAAUAUUUUGGCUUUGAUGAUCUCAGUGAAAGUGAAGAUGAUGAAGAUGAAGACUGUCAAGUGGAAAGAAAGACAAGCAAAAAAAGAAGUAAAACAGCGCCAUCACCCUCCUUUCAAGCUCCCCCAGAAAGCAAUGAUAACUCUCAGGACAGUCAGUCUAAUACCAAUAACGCAGAAAACUUGGAUUUUACAGAGGACUUGCCUGGUGUGCCUGAAAGUGUGAAGAAACCCACAAAUAAACAAGGAGAUAAAUCAAAGGAAAAUACCAGAAAGAUUUUUAGCGGUCCUAAACGGUCACCUACAAAAGCUGUAUAUAAUGCCAGACAUUGGAACCAUCCAGACUCAGAAGAACUACCCGGGCCACCAGUACUAAAACCUCAGACUGUCACAGUGAGACUGUCUCCAAAGGAACCAAAUCAAAAAGAUGAUGGAGUUUUUAAGGCUCCUGCACCACCUCCCAAAGUUAUAAAGACUGUGACCAUACCUACUCAACCAUACCAAGAAAUAGUUACCGCACUGAAAUGCAGAAAAGAAGACAAAGAAUUAUACACGGUGGUUCAGCAUGUAAAGCACUUCAAUGACGUGGUGGAAUUUGGUGAAAAUCAAGAGUUCACUGAUGACAUUGAGUACUUACUAAGUGGCUUAAAGAGCACUCAGCCUCUAAACACACGUUGCCUUAGUGUUAUUAGCUUGGCUACUAAGUGUGCCAUGCCCAGUUUUCGAAUGCACCUGAGAGCACACGGGAUGGUAGCAAUGGUCUUUAAAACCUUGGAUGAUUCCCAGCACCAUCAGAAUCUGUCCCUUUGUACAGCUGCCCUCAUGUAUAUAUUGAGCAGAGAUCGUUUGAACAUGGAUCUUGAUAGAGCUAGCCUAGAUCUAAUGAUUCGACUUUUGGAACUUGAACAAGAUGCUUCAUCAUCUAAGCUACUGAAUGAAAAAGACAUGAACAAAAUUAAAGAAAAAAUCCGAAGACUCUGUGAAACUGUACACAACAAGCAUCUUGAUCUAGAAAAUAUAACGACUGGGCAUUUAGCGAUGGAGACGUUAUUGUCCCUUACUUCUAAACGAGCAGGAGACUGGUUUAAAGAAGAACUACGGCUCCUAGGUGGUUUGGAUCAUAUUGUAGAUAAAGUAAAAGAAUGUGUGGAUCAUCUAAGUGGAGACGAGGAUGAAGAGAAACUAGUAGCCUCAUUAUGGGGAGCAGAGAGAUGUUUACGAGUUUUAGAAAGUGUAACCGUACACAAUCCAGAGAAUCAAAGCUAUUUGAUAGCAUAUAAAGAUUCACAACUCAUUGUAUCAUCAGCUAAAGCAUUACAGCAUUGUGAAGAAUUGAUUCAGCAGUAUAACCGUGCUGAAAACAGUAUAUGCCUACCUGACAGUAAGCCUCUGCCCCAUCAGAAUGUAACUAGCCACGUGGGCAGAGCAGUGGAAGACUGCAUGCGGGCCAUCAUUGGAGUGUUGCUCAAUUUAACCAAUGAUAAUGAAUGGGGCAGCACCAAAACAGGGGAACAGGAUGGCUUGAUUGGUACAGCGAUGAACUGUGUACUUCAGGUUCCAAAGUACCUACCUCAGGAGCAGAGAUUCGAUAUUCGAGUGCUGGGCUUAGGUCUUUUGAUCAAUCUAGUGGAGUAUAGUGCUCGGAAUCGGCACUGUCUUGUCAACAUGGAAACAUCGUGUUCCUUUGAUUCUUCGUUCUAUAGUGAAGACGGAGAUGAUAGUUUAAGGAUAGCUGGACAAGUUCAUGCUGUUCAGGCUUUAGUGCAGCUAUUCCUUGAGCGAGAGCGGGCAGCACAGCUGGCAGAAAGUAAAACAGAUGAGUUGAUCAAAGAUGCUCCCACCACUCAGCAUGAUAAGAGUGGAGAAUGGCAAGAAACAAGUGGAGAAAUCCAGUGGGUGUCAACGGAAAAGACUGAUGGUACAGAGGAGAAACAAAAGAAGGAAGAGGAUGAUGAAGAACUUGACCUCAAUAAAGCCCUUCAGCAUGCUGGCAAACACAUGGAAGACUGCAUUGUGGCCUCAUAUACAGCCCUGCUUCUUGGUUGUCUCUGCCAGGAGAGUCCCAUCAAUGUGACCACUGUGCGGGAGUAUCUGCCAGAAGGAGACUUUUCAAUAAUGACAGAGAUGCUCAAAAAAUUCCUCAGCUUCAUGAAUCUUACCUGUGCUGUUGGAACCACAGGUCAGAAGUCUAUCUCUAGAGUGAUUGAAUACUUGGAACAUUGCUAG